UAUAUAUAUGUUAUACGCGUGUGUGUGUGUAACAUAUCGUGUCUGCCAUUUUUUCGUGAGCCUUUUCCGGCUCUACUGCACGUUACAGUGCAAGUAAAACGAUCACGGCAUUCACCGUUUUUUUAUCGUACGGACGACCAGGGAUAACUCAAACUCACUCGGCCGUCGUUACAUCGUCGAGGGACGCUACCGCCAAUACUUGGAACCCGUGUUUGUACUGUUGUCCCACACGCAACACAACUGGACGCGUUCGAUUCGCUUAUUGCUGGCGAUGUCUUCGACCAAAGUCGAAUUAAUCGACGACGACGAUUCUGGCAGAUGAAAUUCAGUAAUCCGCAGCACUUAGGGAAUUUGAAGCAAAAAGACAACAAAAUACACUUUAAAAAUAAAAUAAUAUUGUUUGAUUCUACACUAUUUCAAUGUCUAACAACCAACAACACGAAGAAUAUACAAUUUUAACAUCAAGCUCAAACAACCGAGGUCAAAUGUCUCAACCUCAUCUUACAUUUACACCGCCCACUCAAGUGUUUCGAACAGAAUGGCAACGUUUUCCAGAAUUUCAUGCUUGGUUACGGCCAAUUGAUGGGGAUGUAACAAAAGCCUGGUGUAUUGCAUGUGAACGAAUGUUUCGUGCUGAUUUAAAGUCUUUACGAGUUCAUGGUGUAAGUAAAGCUCAUGUGCGUAUGGUGCGGGCUCGUUGUCCUAAUGCAGAUGAUAAUCCUGUACCACCUAUUGAGUAUAAUGUGGUGACUGACAAAAAAGGAACUUACGGCAUAGCUGUAGUAACUAAUAAGGAAGACAAAUCUUCACUCGGGUCAAGAGCAUUGUAUAUGAAUCAAACAAAUCCUACCGAAGAAAUAAUUACAUCUGAAAUGGCUGCACAAUCACAACGAGACAAAUAUGUUGUGGUAUCAUUACCCAAUGAAGAUGAUGAUGACAAUGAAGGUCCACAAGCUUCUAGCUCAAAUACACAAUACAUACAAAAAGAAGUGAAUGUAAUCGACGAGACUGGUAAUUUGGUGUCUGUGGUUACUGAACAUCAUGUACAAAAAAAUAAAGACAAUGAUGAUGACUAUGAAGUGGGCCUUCAAUCAAAUGACUAUCAUAGCACAUCUAAUUAUGAAAAAUUGGAUCAAAAACAUGAUGAAAUCCAAUGCAAAGCUAUUGUUUCCAAACCUGCGCCAUUUUGGAAAGCCACAGCUGUUGUUAAUGGUCAUGUGACAGAGUUAAAAUUAAGUGACUACAGUGGACGUUAUUUAGUCUUAUUUUUUUAUCCUCAAGAUUUUUCCCGUAUUUGUCCAAGUGAGCUGAUUGCUUUAAGUGAUAGAGUAUCUGAAUUCAGAGCACUAAAUACUGAAGUAGUGGCGUGUUCUGUGGAUUCAUAUCUUUCCCACCAAGCAUGGUCUCGUACAUUGCGCUCAGAUGGAGGCAUUGCCAUACCUAAAAUGCCGCUUUUAUCUGAUCCAACACAUGUCAUUAGUAAAAGUUAUGGAUGUUAUUUAUCAGAACUUGGCCAUUCUCUAAGAGCUCAUUAUAUAAUAGACAUGAGAGGUAUUUUAAGACAUGUGACAAUUAAUGAUCUACCUGUAGGACGAAAUAUCAGUGAAAUAUUACGACUUUUAGAAGCUUUUCAAUACACUGAUGAAACAGAAACAUUAUGUCCUGCUGAUUGGAAACCGGGCGAACCAACUAUAUCAUAAUUGUAUUAUUAAUAUUAUUAUUAUUAUUAUUACUACUGCUAAGCUAUUUUAAAUUUAUAUUAUUAUAGUU
Messenger RNA from Diuraphis noxia (Russian wheat aphid), 1770 nucleotides. RefSeq lists its product as uncharacterized. The record is from RefSeq and is a predicted model, not a curated record. Gene Ontology annotation, cellular component: endoplasmic reticulum; cytosol. Gene Ontology annotation, molecular function: thioredoxin peroxidase activity. Lineage: Eukaryota; Metazoa; Arthropoda; Insecta; Hemiptera; Aphididae. Gene Ontology annotation, biological process: cell redox homeostasis; response to oxidative stress; hydrogen peroxide catabolic process.